Messenger RNA from Pomacea canaliculata, 1195 nucleotides. Its product is annotated as cysteine-rich venom protein-like. Bases 87 to 1076 code for a protein of 329 amino acids. Lineage: Eukaryota; Metazoa; Mollusca; Gastropoda; Architaenioglossa; Ampullariidae. The record is from RefSeq and is a predicted model, not a curated record. The transcript is spliced from 10 exons.
GGUAUAAAUACCUACAUACACUACUUGCUGUAUCUUUAGCUUUAACCAGAAUCAGUCGAUCUAGGUACCUUUGCUUGCCUGUCAAUAUGUUCCGGCAAUUGGGACUUGUUUGUUUUGUUGUUUUCAUGACUUGUUUCAUCGCGGCGGCAAGUCCUGUAGAUAAUGGUGAAGCGACUGUCCAUCACGAGCCGAUCGUGGGUCGUGCACCAAAAAUCUAUAAAGACUUUGCCGAUAUCAAAGAAAGCCUUCUUUCGAGUAACCAGACCUGUGACCCCAAGUGGACCAAGCUCAACCCAAACCACACCAUGUGUCUCACGGACGUGGGUGUCGCGGUGCCGCUGGACGCCGCCACCAAGGCCGCUCUGGUGCAGCAACACAACGACCUGCGCAGCCAAGUCGUGCCGCUCGCGGCGAACAUGCCGAAACUGAUAUGGGACAAAGACCUCGCCCUUGGGGCCGAGAAAUGGGCCCUGCAGUGUGUCGUUGGACACAACCCUGAUACUGCACGUCUUGUCCCCUCUCUUCCCGGAGUCAUCAUAGGACAGAACGCUGCCUAUGGAUACUCCACAUUUGCUGAAGGAGUUCAGGCGUGGUUUGAUGAGCGCAAUGAUUUCCUUUACGGCAAAGGCUCUACUGGAGGUGUAAUAGGGCACUACACACAGGUCGUUGGAGCUAGAGCACAGCGGGUUGGCUGCGGGCAAGCAAACUGUGUGGGAACAAAGUAUGAGAGAUACUACUUCUGCAACUAUGCCGUUGGACAACUGAUAAAAGAUUUCUCAAAACCAUAUAAAAGCUCCAAUGUAAGCUGCUCGGAUUGUCCAACCAAGUGUGACGCCAGUGGAAAGCUGUGUGACUGUAAGGGCAAACUGUGUCUCAACGGAGGUACUUUCAACAUAGCGAAGUGCUCCUGUGCCUGCCCCUCGCUCUACACUGGUGACAUCUGCCAGACGCUAGCCUGCCCGAAAAGUGAACCGUCGUACUGUUACACUCAAUGGCCACCAGCCUACUGUGAACAGUACUCCAACGUGCCCCAGAAGUGCCCCUACAUGUGUGGCAUCUGUACUAGAAGUAGUUAGUGAGCGUUCCUCACAAGCUGGACAACUGAAUGGCUAAGGACCCGUCAUCGUGAUUCAGUCUGAUGGAGCACUCACUUUUAAUGAUGUUGAACUCUUUCAAAGUCAUUAAAGAUUUAUCU